AUGCUUUCAUCUUCUCAUUGCAAAAAAGUCGAAUUGAGAGCAGAUGCAUUAAGAAAGAUGGAUAAGCUAAAGCUACUCCAACUCAAUCAUGUAAAAAUCAACGGAUCAUACAAGAAUUUUCCAAAAGGUUUAAGAUGGUUGUGCAUGCGUGGAUUCCAUUCAAAAUUCAUACCUUCAGACUUACCAAUGGAAAAUUUGGUUGCUCUUGACAUGCCUUACAGUAAUCUCACACAGCUUUGGAAGAAGCCAAAGAUUCUUAAUCUGAGUAAUUCCAACCUUGUUAGAGUCGAAGGCUUCUCCGGGUUACCUGCACUUGAGAGCCUUCUUGUUCUUGACUUGAGCUACUGUGAUAAGCUUAGUAAUGUUCCAAUUGGCAUCAGCAAGUUAAAGAAUGUUAGAAGUCUAUCAUUAAACGGUUGCUUAGCUGCUAGUGAAUUUCUAAUGCGGAUGAAGGAUAUGGAGUCAUAUGCAUAUUCCUCUUCUGUUGGAGAAUUUAUACCGAAAACUCCAAAAUCAAUUUUGCUACCUUCACUAGUAACCUUGUCGCUUGUAGGCAGUAAUUUAUCUAAUGAAUCCUUUCCAAAGAACUUCGGUAGCAUGCCAAUGUUGAAGGCAUUAUGUCUAAGGAAGAAUCCAAUUGAUUCCCUGCCUGAUUGUGUGAGAAGCCUUAGUAGGCUUGAGUCGGAGUCACUGACAGAAAUUCAAGGCAUAAUCAAAUUUCAAGCUAUAGCACAAAUUGAGGACCAGAUAUUAUGUAACUUGGGGUGGAUAAAUUUACAACAUGUGAAAGAUCAAAGGAUCCGGAUAUCGGAGUCAUCCUUAUGGUCUCGUGCAAAGAAACUCCCAAUUCCAGUCCAGAUGUUUUACGAAUUUGGAAUAUUUAGCACAUGUUCUCAUGGGAAAGCAGUUCCGGAUUGGUUACAUCAUAAAAGCAAGGGUUCAUCAAUAUCAAUAGCCAUGCCAUCGUCUUCAAUGAAUAAGAGUAUACAAGGAAUAAAUAAGCUUUGUGCAUACAUUUCCAGGCAUAGGAAAGCAAAGUCGUUUAAAAAUAAAAAUAUGGUAUGGUUAAGUCAUUGGAUGUUUGGGAAUGAGAUAAAAAAUGGUGAUGAAGUUUGUGUUACAAUAUUAGAAAAUAAACUAUAUGGUGGAGUAAUGGUAAGAGAGUGUGCAAUCGGUCCUGUGUACACUGAUAAGGACAAUAAUGAAGAAGAUCCUUUGAGUUAUUACAAGUCGUGGAAACAUAUUAUUGGUGGUGAUCUGUCCGACUUUCAAGUAGCCGCAGGAGAAUCUAUUUGUGUUCUCCAUCAUAGUCAUGAUCGGUUUACAGCACCACUCCUUCUCAGUUUAUCUUCUCCAUAUAUGGCUCGGUUUUCAGAUCUAUCACCAGAAAACCCACCUCAACCACACCCUUUAGUAUCAUGGUAUAUCUUCAACAUAUGGGCUCCAAUCGAUCUCGUCGCGUCCGUUAGAAAUCACCACCAUUCUCAAAUUAAGUAA
Messenger RNA from Lactuca saligna, 1497 nucleotides. The record is from the annotation of a GenBank genome assembly. NCBI's taxonomy places the organism in Eukaryota, Viridiplantae, Streptophyta, Magnoliopsida, Asterales, Asteraceae.